Messenger RNA from Lactuca sativa (garden lettuce), 858 nucleotides. RefSeq lists its product as uncharacterized. NCBI's taxonomy places the organism in Eukaryota, Viridiplantae, Streptophyta, Magnoliopsida, Asterales, Asteraceae. The record is from RefSeq and is a predicted model, not a curated record.
AUGAAUAUUACAGUUCGGGCAAAUACAUUAUUACCUUCAGGUAAAUGUUCGUCCAUAAUUACGAAAUCAUUCCUAGAUAAAGUGGACGAAAAUGGAUAUAAGUGGGUAAAUUUAAGCGAAGAGACAAAACAUUUUUAUUGGGAAGAGUUUCAGAAAAAAUGUCAGUGGGAUGUUGCUGUUAGUGACUCAGUCGUCAAGGCUGCUUGGGAACCAAAGGCCAAAGAAAGAUAUCGACAGUACAUCUAUGAUAUAAGCACAAGAAACCCAACUCGUGAAAAGCCAUGUCACAUAGAAAUACAAGUAUGGAAUGCUUGGAAUGCAAUAUGGAAUUCAGAGGACUUCAAGAAAAAAUCAGAGAAAAAUAAAAAAAAUAGGCGUAAAGGUGUAGUUGGUGGAAAAGCCCCACCUACCCAUAAUGGUGGAUCGGCUUCACAUCAAAAAAUUGCUGCUGAUAUGGAAUAUACAGGAAAAGCUCCAUCAUGCUAUGAACUAUUCAUGUUUACUCAUACUAAGGAUCAUGACGGAAAAACAUUUCAAGUUGACAAAGCUAAAGAAGUUCAUGAUUUGUUUGUGUCUCGACGUGCGGAUUUGGCAUUGCUAGGAGAGGAAGUUCCUGAAAGCGAACUGUUUUAUGCAGCUGUUGGAGGACAUGAUCGUAAGAAAAGAGUUUAUGGGCUUGGAUCAUAUGGCAGGUCCAUUUUUCGUGAAAACUCCUCUCAAACAUGCACUUCACCAGAUACAAGUUUUGAGAAAGAUCAUCUCGAGAGGAAGAUCCAGAAAUUAGAGGAAACCAUAAACCAACAAAGGAUGGAGUUGGAUGAUGUGAGAAACAUGGUUAAUGAUAUGAAUAAUCAGUGA